GUCAGUCAGUCAGUCAGUCAGUCAGUCAGUCCAAUUGGAACGUUGCGUAUGGUGCUGCCUGUAGUUCUUCUUCAAGGAGUUUCCUGUGAGAUCAUUCAUUAAAAUGGAAUCUCAUAAGAAAUGAACAGAUAUCGUGUUAGAAUCCGAAGUGAAACAAUAUGUUGUUGCCAACAAUUACGCAGCCUUCAUACAUAUUCUCAAAACAUCGCGAACAUCAAAACGUGCUAGUAUUAACAUGGUUACGGAAGAAGGAGACUACCCGAUACAUCAUGCGGCACGAUCGUGUAACGUUAAAACCCUGAAGAAUGUUCUGUCACACCCAGAAGUGAAUAUUGAUCAAAUGACAAAGAAUGGUCUAACUGCAUUAGAAUUACUGUGUGAUCGUAUAACUAAUGACAAUUGCAAAGACGUGGCAAAAUGUAUAUUGCAAUUGUUGAAAAACAAAGCUACAAUUCCUACAUCAAUAAGCCAAGCAAUGCAAGCAAAUUAUCAAGAAAUUUACAGUACCUUGUUUGAUGAAACACAACGACAAAAGAUUGGACCAAACAUCGAGAAUAAAUUCGUAUUAGUAGGCGUGUUUCUCAAGUAUCUAAGGGAUAAUUCAACUGAAAAUGUUUCGAUAAGCCAAGUGCCAAUGUUAUUGAAAUGGGCAAUCAAAACGAAGAAUGAUAAUGCAGCAAAGCAGUUAAUCGAACAUUACAAAACGUGGUAUUAUAAAGAAAAGCUAUCUGCAGAUUGUAUGAUUGAUCCCCUGGAAGAGAUUUUACCAAAGUCGAUACUUACAUGCUGCUGUAAAGUUGGAAAUUACACUGUGCUUGAAUAUUUAUUUCAAAACUCAACCGAAGAUGAGUUGAAACAUCUUCUACAGAAACGCCUGUAUGGAAGAUUUGUGGAAGGCAACUUGCUUGUGUUGUUAAUUCAUAAUAUUGAUGAAAACAACCCAGAUUGUCCCUUUUUCAAAUGCUUAAGGCUUUGCCUUAACAUAUCCCUUAUCGAUGUAGACAAAGUGGAUGGUAGAGGACGUCGAGCCUUAGAUUACGCAGCCAUAUAUAAACUAAAACGCGUGCAGAAGCUGCUUCUAGAAAAAGGCGCGUACAUUUUCGGGAAGGAUAAAUUUGGUGAAUCUGUAAUUUGUAAAAUAGAUCAAAAUGUGUUAGAUCAUUAUUUUGCUUCCCGUCUUGAAGAAUCGUCUGAACGAAGAGGAAAAGAACAGAAGUUAAUUAAUCGGAUGUGCAAAACAGACAAGUGGAGUAGAAGUUACUGAUGUAAAGCUUAAGUUAAUAAUUCACGAAAUAAAAGAGGAAGAGGUAUGAAGGAAACGAAAUUUACACACAAAGGAGAUCUUUUUUCAUGUACUGCUUUGUCCGAUAGCUCCAACCUACAAUCCAUUCCACUAACAAACGUAUCACACAAAGAGACAAAUAUAGAAGACAAUGAAAAAGAAACUGGGGGAAAAAAACUUUAGAGACACCAGGAUAAAAAUAUUUUAAAAAAAAUCUGCUGUAAAAAUUCGAAAAUGUCGAAAUUUUCCGUUUUAGUUUGUAUAUCAUUUAUUGCAGUAAGGGCAUUAUCUAAUUCAUUAAGUUCAGAAACAUUAAGGGCAUUACGUUCAGAAACAUUACCCGCUAUAAUUAUGAAAUCUUUCGCAAUGUACACAGGGAAGAAGUGUGAGACAUAAACUUUCAACUAUACAGUUAUCUAAUGUUUGUGGUGUUUAUGUUUAUCGUCAUUACGUUAUCUCAUUUGUUUGGAGAUUUACCUGGCAACGAUGUUUCGGUGAUGAUCCUUCUACAGUCAGUUCCACCUGUAACCUUUCGCCAAAAGAAGAUCGCCAUAGUACCCGUUACGCCUGCAACAACAAACUACCCCAUUUGUGCUAUCGUACGUAGCUUUAAUACCCUGUCGGAUAAUGUUGAUUAUAGUGUGCCAUUUUCGCCAGUCUGAAUCCUUAUUAGCCAUUGCUAACGUUGAUUUCCUUGGUUUAGUUUUUGUUUUGUAAACUUAGCUUUAAGAAACUGUUGUAGCCGUCAAUAGGCGAUAAGCUCUCUAAUGCAAAUACGAAUACAAAUCACGACGAUUGUAGCUAGGGCUGCAUUGAACAUAUGUACCGGUUUGAAUCAAAUUACGAUUUUUUUUCCACAUUUUAUGCAUUUUUGUUUUAUAGACUAGGCUUUUGCCGUAUUAUCAAUUCGUGGAAAACAUGAUAAUUUGGGUUUGUUUACCUUAAUUGUGUGUUACAAUGAUGAACUCUACGAAUAACAAUACUACUACAUUAAAAUCACAAUCAUGCAGACUAUUGCAAAAUCCAUCGAUCCUGCCAUGCCAUUAAAUUGACUACAUAUGAUUAAGCCCGUGAGGUUAUUUAGGCCGUCUCGAAGUACUGAUAACA
Messenger RNA from Anopheles moucheti, 2389 nucleotides. RefSeq lists its product as uncharacterized. The transcript has 5 exons. NCBI's taxonomy places the organism in Eukaryota, Metazoa, Arthropoda, Insecta, Diptera, Culicidae. The record is from RefSeq and is a predicted model, not a curated record. Gene Ontology annotation, molecular function: protein binding. The coding region runs from base 236 to 1264 and encodes 342 amino acids.